This is a messenger RNA of Haplochromis burtoni (Burton's mouthbrooder), 3076 nucleotides long. RefSeq names its product S-adenosylmethionine synthase. NCBI's taxonomy places the organism in Eukaryota, Metazoa, Chordata, Actinopteri, Cichliformes, Cichlidae. The transcript is spliced from 9 exons. The coding region runs from base 264 to 1445 and encodes 393 amino acids. The record is from RefSeq and is a predicted model, not a curated record. Gene Ontology annotation, molecular function: ATP binding; methionine adenosyltransferase activity. Gene Ontology annotation, cellular component: cytosol. Gene Ontology annotation, biological process: S-adenosylmethionine biosynthetic process.
UCAGCACAGGGAGGGUUUAAAAAAGGUCUCCAUGUUGAAAAAAGCAUUCCCACCCUCCCCGUCUUCCUGUCUGAACGGCCUAACCCACAUGGUUCACAGAGUGCCCUCCCCCCAUGUGUAUGUUGUCUUUUCCUAUUAUAGCGCAGAGUUAUCCGGCUGCACGGCCGUAGGACUCUGGUGUUGGAUGGCACCCGGCCUGUGCGUGUUUCUGGAACAGCUUUCAUCAGAAAGACUUCACUCCUUCAGUCUGCACAGCCCUCAGAAUGAAUUCCACAGUGAAUGUGAGCGAUGAGCGUACUCCUCAUGACUUCAUGUUUACGUCUGAAUCUGUGGGAGAGGGACAUCCUGAUAAGAUAUGUGACCAGAUCAGUGAUGCUGUGCUGGACGCUCACCUGAGGCAAGACCCUGAUGCUAAGGUGGCUUGUGAGACGGUGUGUAAGACGGGCAUGGUGCUGCUCUGUGGGGAGAUCACGUCUCGAGCCAACGUGGACUACCAGAGAGUGGUGAGAGAAGUCAUCCAGCAUAUUGGUUACGAUGACUCGCAGAAAGGAUUUGACUAUAAGACCUGUAACGUGCUGGUAGCCCUGGAGCAGCAGUCACCUGACAUCGCUCAGGGAGUUCAUAUCGAUCGCAUGGAGAGCGAAAUCGGAGCUGGAGACCAGGGUCUGAUGUUUGGAUACGCCACAGAUGAGACAGAGGAGUGCAUGCCCCUCACCAUAGUCCUCGCCCACAAACUCAACGCUAAGAUGGCCGAGCUGAGACGAAAUGGGACGGUCCCCUGGCUCCGCCCAGACUCAAAGACACAGGUAACAGUUCAUUACGCCCAGGAAAAUGGCGCUGUGAUCCCCAAAAGAGUGCACACUGUGGUGAUCUCCGUGCAGCACGAUGAUAACGUGUGUGUGGAGGAGCAGAAGAAGGUGCUGAAGGAAAAGGUCAUCAAAGCCGUGGUGCCUUCACGCUACCUGGACGAGGACACCAUCUAUCACCUGCAGCCCAGCGGACGCUUUGUGAUUGGAGGGCCGCAGGGUGAUGCAGGAGUGACGGGGAGGAAAGUCAUCGUGGACACGUACGGUGGUUGGGGGGCCCACGGGGGCGGAGCUUUCUCUGGAAAGGACUACACCAAGGUGGACCGCUCGGCCGCCUACGCUGCACGCUGGGUGGCAAAAUCUCUGGUGAAGGCCCAGCUGUGCAGGCGGGUACUGGUGCAGGUGGCGUAUGCGAUUGGAGUGGCCCACCCGCUCUCCAUCUCCCUGUUCACCUACGGCUCCUCUCCAAAGAGCGAGAAGGAGCUUCUGCAGAUCGUCAAUAAAAACUUUGACCUCAGACCUGGAGUCAUAGUCAGAGACCUGGACCUAAAGAGACCAAUCUACCAGAAGACUGCAUGCUACGGACACUUUGGCAGGAAGGAGUUUCCCUGGGAGGUCCCGAAGAACCUCAACUUCUAGUGUGUGUGUGUGUGUGUGUGUGUGUGUGUGUGUGUGUGUGUGUGGUGGAGUCCAUAUGGCCUUUGUUCAUUGCUCUGAGUCUGAGGUGUGGGUGGGUCAGAGGUGUUCCAGCUGUAGGUGACAAAGUCCCUAAAUGACAACUGUGAAGCAUGAGAGAUAUUUACACUUUAAAUCUAAACUGUUAAAGAAAAAAAUAAACCGAGUGGAUGACCAAAUUUUAAAGGAGAAAAACCGUGCAUGGGUCAUGUCUUAAGCGUUUCAGUGAGUUUUUGAAGAGCCUGUGGGGAUUCUGCACAUGUUUGAGGUUUUCUCGCGCUCGUUUAUGACUAUUUCAGUGACAAACUCUGACAGUCAGCUAAACCUCUUUGAAUAAUUUUUAUCACAAGCGUCUCAGUUUUGCCUGGAUAAAAAUGAACUUCCAUCCACCCAAUUAAGGGUCACUGGGGGGCUGGAGCCUUUUCCAGCUACUAUAGGGCGAGAAGCACAGACAACACAUUGAACUCACAUUCACAUCUAUAGACAAUUUAGAGUCACCACGUAACCCAACUCUACUACCUGCAUGUCUUUGGACUGUGGGAGAACGCCGCAGUAUGCAGAGAGAACCCACGCAGACACAGGGAGAACGUGAAACAGCCAGAUGGUGGAUUUAACUCAAGACCUUCGGGCUGUGAGGCCACCGUGCUCCCCUGUAAAGUAAUUUAUUUAACAUGAACAACAACACACGUCUACCAAAGACGGAUGAUGUCAGAGGACAUGAAAGUAGACAGUCUGAACUGCAUCAGCUGAUGACACCCUCACAUCAGCUGAUUUUUGUUUUUAAAAGACAACUUUCUAAGUCAAAAUGACUCCGAAGCGUCUUUAAACCAUACAUAAAAACAUUUUUUUUAAUCAACUUGCUAUCAGGGGUGGGAAGGUGUACUAGUAUCUGCUGCCCUUGGCACUUCCCAAGGUUUAGCCAACUUUCCCCUCCAUGGCUUGGAUGUGGCAUCCUGCUCCUGUUACAUUGCAUGGAAAACACCAAAAUGAUUUUGAUGAGAGUUUGAGGUUAAAAGAACAGAAGCUGAAUAAUCUUAGAACUUUGUGAGGUUUUCUGCAGGUGUAUAAACUUUUCCUCAGGCUUCAUGCAGUUUAGUACGAUAACGUGAGGUUUUUAAUGAGAUGCAGACGACCAAAGAUGAAAUCCAAAUGUCCCAGAGAGGCUUCAUAUGUUAGCAUUUAUUAAAGUUUAAAGUUAAGAUUUUUCUUCCUGCAUGCUUACCAGAAUAUAUAUUUUUUACUAUCAGUGUAGAAUUUUUUUGUUCGUUUGUUUAUCUGUUAGAUACAGAUGGGUACAAAUUAGGGAAAAGAAACAAAACACUAAGUUACUUUGGCCACCGUGUGGCGCCAAAGGAGCUCCGAUGCGCGUUGGUUUUGCUUCAGAACUCUGCAGGAGGGAUGCCAGUCAUCAUUUCAGUCUUUUAAUAUGCGUUGAUACAAAAUUUCACAAUUUCUGGUAUUCAUCUCAUCAAACCAAUAUGUCUUCUGCAUGGGAGCCUUUUCAGUUUCAUCAGGAUGGAAAUGUUUAUUCAAUCAGAACAACUUUGCACUGAUUUGCAGUGAAGCUUUCCUCGAGGAUCUUUACAGUUUAAAGC